Osmia lignaria (orchard mason bee) is the source of this 6106-nucleotide messenger RNA. It is a transcript of the gene Ptr, whose product is annotated as patched domain-containing protein. The record is from RefSeq and is a predicted model, not a curated record. NCBI's taxonomy places the organism in Eukaryota, Metazoa, Arthropoda, Insecta, Hymenoptera, Megachilidae. Gene Ontology annotation, cellular component: cytoplasmic vesicle membrane; plasma membrane.
CAUGCCUUCCGGCUAAAAUACCGACCGACGUCAGGAUGAAGAACCCGAGCGAACGUUCAUCUUCUUUUAGUCCUGUUUCCUUCUAGUUCGUCGACUCUCGCCCCCCGCAAUCUUGUCCUGAAUCCGCGGACUUAAUAGUCAACGAUGAUACCCCGGUGAUUUUUGUUAUGCUAAACGCGUAUUGUUGCGUGCGAUUUGGGUCAAGUCCUGCGUCACUUUUACAGGUCUUCUCAAUGCCAUUUGUCCUCCCAAAUUAUAUCUCGUCUUCGAAUUCGUUUAACCCACUUUUCACGUCUCUGUCGAACACUAUUAUAAUUCAACCAUUUGAUCUAACUUACAAUUAGAGGAAUCCAGAAGGAAUCUCUCUCCCUGAAGAGAUCCUAGGAGGAGUCUCAAAGGAACCUAAGGAAAAUCUCUAAUUUUCAAUUCCUAAUUUAUUACAUCUAGAUAAGUUUAAAAUAAUAUCUGUGAUAUCAAGUUACAACUUACUCAACUGUUAAGUCUUAUUUAUAAAAGGGCAGUGGUGACUGAUAGAUUGAAGAAGAUAGGACGGAUAUCCGCGAUUUUCAUCGUUAAAAUUGAACGCUUGUUUCUUGUUGAGUUAUUUAAGAAAGAGGGACGGAUGUCUGCGUUAUUAUACUAAGUGUGCUUUUUCAUGAGCAGCGUGCGUGAGUGACGCUAUUUUGUAUUACCAACCAGUGUCCACUUGUAUAGCCUUCUUCUUUUGAUCAGCUUUUCCGUUUCUAUUUCACAAUCCUUGCAAACUGUUACUAAAUAUGAGGGAAGAAAAAGGUAUCUGAAGGACUUAGAAUUUUGUAAGCUUGAAUCAUGAGGUUUAAGUUAAAUUUGAAUUAAUAUUUUAAUUAGCUUGGAUUAGGUCUAAAUGCACCAAGUGUAAGUUAAAUUUGAGUGAAACUUCUGUUAAGUCAUUGCCAAGUCUUAGUUAUAUAUUUAAUUCAGCUUUUAAACUUUAUUUGUAAUAACAGGUUCACUGUCGUCCACAUUUACACAACGUCCUUGCGUACAAGCUCAACUGUGGUAAUUAUUUAGCCUGUAUGAGUGCACGUGCAACGUUCCUUUACAUAAGCUUCGAAGAAAACCCGAUGAGAUCUGAAUUCGUCGCAACCGGACCGUGGCGAGGAGUUAAUUUCACGUGCUUUACGUCACAACCAACACUGUCACUUGAAGCUAUUAAAAGUGCAACUUAGAAAAUUAAAAAAAUUAUUACUUAUCGAUUAGAUCUACCAAUUAUCAUUCUUCAUAACGUUGCAAACCAUCAAAAUGGUGCACUGGUCAGUUUCACUGUUCUUUUUUCAAAAAUGAAAUGGUAAUUGAUUUCAAGUCCUGUUCCCCAACUGGUGGCUGACUUUCUACGCCUCAAAUGACUCUCUUUUUUCGAGAUAGGAACACGGAUCAUAUGUGGAGUAAUCUGACCUGCGUGGACGAUUUCCUGAACCGAGCGUUCCAUAAACUAGGCCUGAUAGUCGGCCGUUAUCCUGGCUACUUCGUGGUUAUUCCGGUUCUAUUGGCCUGCAUCUGCUUCACCGGCUACCAGAGGAUCCAUUACGAGAUUGACCCGGAAUACCUGUUCUCACCGACCAACGGGCCGAGUAAAACUGAAAGGGCGAUCGUCGAACAAUACUUCAAAGUCAACUAUAGCCAUCACUUUGAUCUGAGCCGUAUCACUAGGCCAGGUCGAUUUGGACACGUGAUCGUAACGACAAAGGACGGGGACAAUAAUUUGUUGAGAAAAGCGGUGUUCGACGAGCUGCUGGAGUUGGAUGGACUUAUCAAAAGCGCGAAAGCUGUCUUCGAGGGUGAAGAGUUCACCUACAGUCAGAUUUGUGCCAGGUGGUUGGAUACUUGCUUCAGCAACAACAUUUUGGACCUGCAUCAUGUGAUAGAGGAUGUGGAGAAUAGAGAGCUGAACCUGACGUUCCCAGUGACGUUGAAUCCCGUCACCUGGGACAUCCACCUGCUACCGGUGUUCUUCGGAGGAAGCGUGAUCAACGAGGACCUGAUCAUCGAGUCCGUUCCAUCGUUGCAGCUCGCCUACUUCCUUGCCGCUGACAAUGCACGUCAGGAUGCGAUCGGAGCAACCUGGGAAGAAGCUUUCCUCGACGCCUUGAAGAAGGUCGAGGAUGAGGGUGUCUUCAAGCACAUAGCCACAGCCAGGUUCGCCUCCAGGACCUUGGAAUUGGAGCUGGAGGAGAACACCAAGACAAUUGUCCCUUACUUCUCCAGCACGUUCAUUCUGAUGGCUCUUUUCUCAGUGGUCACUUGUAUGAUGACUGACUGGGUACGCAGCAAGCCUUGGUUGGGUCUUCUUGGAAACAUCUCUGCAGCAAUGGCUACUGUUGCUGCCUUUGGGCUGUGCAUUUACCUGGGUGUAGACUUCAUUGGUCUCAAUUUGGCUGCACCGUUUCUGAUGAUUGGAAUUGGAAUAGAUGAUACAUUUGUAAUGCUGGCAGCCUGGAGACGAACCAGUAUACUGAAACCGGUACCUGAAAGGAUGGCCGCGACUCUCAGCGAGGCUGCUGUGUCCAUCACGAUCACCUCUCUCACCGAUAUGAUUUCCUUUUUCAUUGGGAUACUAUCGCCUUUCCCUUCGGUGCAGAUUUUCUGUAUCUAUUCAGGUUUUGCGGUGGUUUUCACCUUUGUCUUUCACCUGACGUUCUUCACUGGCUGCGUGGCGAUCAGCGGCUACUGCGAGCAGAAGAAUCUCCACAGCAUCGUCUGCUGCAAAGUGCAGCCUCUAUCGAAAUCCUCGCACCGAUCUUGGUUCUACAGAGCAUUAUGCACCGGUGGAGUGGACCCUGACGACCCGUACAAUCCUGUGGACAAUCCUGAACACGGAUGCAUGAGCUGGUUCCGCGAUUACCUCGCCUCUGCGUUGAACUGUCGACCGGUCAAGGCGGUGAUCAUCUUUAUUUUCGGUUGCUACAUCGUUGGCGCCCUCUAUGGACUGACGACUCUUCGAGAAGGCUUGGAUCGUCGCAAGCUUUCCAAGAACGAUUCUUAUUCGAUUAUUUUCUACGACCGACAGGAUUACUACUUCAGGGAGUUCCCCUACAGAAUACAGGUGGUGGUCAGCGGGGAAUACAACUACAAUGACCCAGUGGUUCAACAGCAAAUGGAGAACCUGACCAGAGCAUUGGAGGCCAGUAAAUACAUCAGCAGCGCUCCAAUUUAUACAGAAAGCUGGCUGCGAACUUUCCUCAGUUAUGUAAACAAUAAUUUAAAUGAAGUGGACGUCAAGGAUGAAAAGAGCUUCAUAAAGGUACUGAAGGACACCUGGCUCUCUCCGAAGAACAGUUUCUCUCUGGACGUGAAAUUCGACGAGCAGGAAGAGCACAUCAUAGCUAGUAGAUUCCUGAUCCAAGCGGUGAAUGUGAGUGGGACCAAUCAGGAGAAGGAUAUGGUGAAGGAGCUGCGUCGAAUUUGCACUGACUCUCCUCUGAACGCCAGUGUAUUCCACCCUUACUUCGUCUUCUUCGACCAGUUCGAGCUGGUGAAGCCUACCAGCAUCCAGUGCAUGGUAUUCGGUGCUCUGAUCAUGAUGUUGAUCAGUUUCAUAUUCAUUCCCAACGUGUUAUGUUGUCUUUGGGUCGCUUUCUGCAUUAUUUCCAUCGAGCUGGGCGUCGCUGGCUACAUGGCCCUAUGGGACGUCAAUCUGGACAGCAUAUCCAUGAUCAACUUGAUCAUGUGCAUAGGCUUCAGCGUCGACUUCACUGCUCACAUCUGUUAUGCCUACAUGAGCUCCAAACAGAAAUCACCUGAUGACAGAGUGAAGGAGAGCUUGUACAGCCUUGGUUUGCCAAUAGUCCAAGGCGCUGCAUCAACCAUUCUAGGGCUCAUAGCCUUGCUGCUUGCUGGGACCUAUAUAUUCAUGGUGUUCUUUAAGAUGGUCUUCCUGGUGAUCUUCAUAGGAGCCAUGCAUGGCAUGUUCCUCCUACCCGUUCUGCUGUCUCUCUUCGGUCCUUCCUCCUAUUCCAACGAGAGGAUAGAGAGCGAGAAGGCUCAGCAGCAAAAGAAAAUGCAAGAGAAAGAUCUCUCCUCGAAGCUCCAGCAGCCCUAUGUGAUCCCUCACCCCACUCUGUCGUAUUAUCAGCCAUCAGGAGCUGCGAAGAGUCUUCAGGGAAGUCCUGCGACCAGUCUGGUCGCGUUCGAGGAAAGGGAUCUUGGUCUAGGCACCAGCGAGGACAGCAACUCGACGGAGAGUGGGUCCUCGCAGAGCAGGAGACGGGAGGGCCAGGGGGAACAGGAGAACCAAAGGCGUCACGACGUCUGGAGGAGAUCCAUAGGGGUUCUCUAUGGCAUGUCCCAGUUUCAGACAGCCGCGCACCCUGCUGCACCACCUCCAGACUAUGCUGGCACGUUGCAAGAGCUGCAGGCUGAUCAGGACCGACGAGCCGUGAGGACGGUGCCCUAUGUCGGCUCGCACCCGGCCUAUCGGCCCGCCAAUCAGCUGCACAGGGAUCACAGGAGAAGCAGGUCGUACCACAACCUCCAGCACCCGUCGAGGUACCUAUCCGACCCACGGUAUCCUUAGAGCGACCGCUGAGCUCUGUGAGCCAUAAGCAGCACCCGGCGUGAUAGGACCCUGCGGUGCAUUUCUCUUCGGUAUUCUUCAAGUUUGUGACGAUUACCUAUGAAGAGGAUUCGGGACCAGGAUUUCGGUGAUCGUUCAUAUCACUAGGAUACAGUCUUACCGAAGAACGUACGAUUUCUGACGCAAGUUAACUCGAACCAAACACACCAAAUGAAAAAUUGUGACUAUGCUCUAGGUAAGUGCUGUCCAUGGGAGGGACGGAUGCUCUCUGGGACUCGUGGGGUGCACAUGGGACCAAAUUAGUGGACUUCACGGCUAGUGCGUGUCGAGAGUGAAUGGGAAAGUGUUUGGCUUUAUUAAUGUUCCCUGUUGAGACUCUCAUGGACAGCACUGCUCUAAGACGUCCAUGCUCGGACUAGACCAGGACACUUUGAAGUUAGGAUAGGGUCGGUAUCAUGGACGAUUAUCGAGCAUCGACGAACAGUAUGCUUAGAGAAGCCUUCAAUCGAGGAAAGGGAAUACUCGUCUGUUUUCUAUCUUCUUUCCCCCCCGGUGUGUCCCUCGUUUGGGACUCAUUCAGAGAUUCCGGGGGGAAAGAAGCGAGGAAAGCUUCUCGAAGCUGAUAAUCUGUAAAUAUCUUUUGGCGAGUUUGCUGAAGGUGCACGGAAGGGGUGAGAACUCGAUGGAUCUCGAGCUGCAUGCUCCGAGGAAACUUGGAAAGCGGAUUUCGUCGGAGCGCAUCUCUUUUCGAGGAAUUCAAGUGGAGCUUUAAACGAGCCAGUUCGGUUGUUCGAAGAGACUUGUUUGCACAACCGAGAAAUAUAAAUCUUUAGCGCUCAACGUGUACGACGUUAAGUUCCUUCUGAGUCUCAUAGGAGCGUAGAAUCGUAUCGUUGUACAAUUUUGAAAAAUGUCUUGUGCUUUGUUUUUUAAAAAUGUACACCGAUGUGCUUGUAAUAAUGAGCGAAUUUAUUACAGUUUUUACUCGGAAUCUUUUGUCAGCUAGUUCUAUUAUAGCAUCGAACUCGUUCCCUUUCAAUUAUUCUUAGGAUUUCUUAUCGUGCGAGCAUUUAAUAAGAGUAGCAUGUAAUGGGCGGGAAUAUACUGUUAUCAAGUCACGUGGACGUUUAAAAUAUUUCAAAAUUUGAUUUGAACACGUUGGUUCCAUUCCUUUUUUUAAGUAUAAUUUCUGCCAUUGUAUAAUAUCCAUAAUAGAUUUUAUGAGCAGUGGUAAUUGAAGUUACGUGACUUGAUAAUGAUGUGGUACCGUUUUAACAAUCGUUCAAGAAAAGAACGACCACUUGCUCAAUGGAAAUCAAAACCAAAAGCGCAACAAUAGGGAGAUGAAUCCUUCGACUGUUAAAUUCCUUUUUGAAUUCGUUUCUCCGUCCUCGUGAAUAAAAAAUGAAUCUUUUUCAAAUGUAAACCUGAUUAAGCGCUAGUGAAGCGUGUCGUGCCUUAUCAAAGUGUGUUUUAAACAAUUAAAUAAAACAAAAAAAUAUUCUUAGUUGAAAUGUAAGAAUGGAAGAAAUAAAAUUGAUUGAGUCCUGAUAA